AUGUCAAGAAUCGGUAACCCCGAAAUUGAUAAAUUUCUUCAAAAGAGCCAACUUAGGGCAAUUUAUCCCCACGAAGUUUUGGAAUUUAUUCCUUAUGAAAAGUUUACUAAUGUUGAAAUGAGAAGACCACUAUAUCAACAAAAGUUUCGAGUUUUAUCAGCAUUGGUUAGCGAGUUAAGAACCAUUGAAACGGAAGCAUUUAAGCAAUUAAAAGCCACUCAGUGUGCUUAUUGUAAAAGGAAGAAUUUAGUUAAUGCUUAUGUUUAUGAAACUAAUUCAGUUACUGGGGUUAAAACAGUAUUUUGUGAUACCUACAACAGCUUAAUUCUGGAAAGAAAGAACUUGAAAGUUCCCAAUUUCACUUAUGAAGAAUUAGAAGCAGCCCAAGCUAGAGAAGAGUUAGAAAAUUAUGUUCAACAAAAAAUAGCAGAAAUUAAACAAAUUAGAGAAAGCUUAAAUCAGGAACAAAAUAAUUGUCCCCAAUGUCAUCAACCACUAACUGGUGAAUGA
Messenger RNA from Entrophospora sp. SA101, 510 nucleotides. The record is from the annotation of a GenBank genome assembly. Lineage: Eukaryota; Fungi; Glomeromycota; Glomeromycetes; Entrophosporales; Entrophosporaceae.